Messenger RNA from Sphaeramia orbicularis (orbiculate cardinalfish), 1773 nucleotides. It is a transcript of the gene tada3l, whose product is annotated as transcriptional adaptor 3 (NGG1 homolog, yeast)-like. Lineage: Eukaryota; Metazoa; Chordata; Actinopteri; Kurtiformes; Apogonidae. Gene Ontology annotation, molecular function: transcription coactivator activity. Gene Ontology annotation, biological process: regulation of transcription by RNA polymerase II. The record is from RefSeq and is a predicted model, not a curated record. The transcript has 10 exons. Gene Ontology annotation, cellular component: SAGA complex. Bases 64 to 1473 code for a protein of 469 amino acids.
AGAGGUGAGUGGAUGCGACUGUUUUGUCGCUAUCUAAGUCUCGCUGAUUUAAAAGUUUGACAUAUGAAACUAAUAUCUUGCAAACGGAGAAAUUACAGAGACGUUUACUUCAACACUGCCUGGCCUCUGCUGCUCAGCACCAUGAGUGAACUGAAGGACUGCCCUCCUCUGAAGUACUAUGACUUCAAGCCCGUUGAACACGUUAAAGUCUGUCCCCGGUACACAGCUGUGCUCGGCCGCUCAGAGGACGAUGGGAUCGGGAUUGAGGAGCUGGACACCCUGCAGCUGGAACUGGAGACCCUCCUGUCCUCAGCCAGCCGCCGUCUCAGAGCCCUGGAGGAGCAGAGACAGAUCCUCACAGACUGGCAGGACAAAAAAGGAGAUAAACGUUUUAUAAAGCUAGGUAAAGACCCUGACCCUGCUGCAACAUCUCGCCACAAACCAAAGAAGCAGAAGUUGGACGGCAAAGGCAGUCAUGGGCCAGGUCCAGGCCCUGGUCGACCCAAAUCCAAAAACCUGCAGCCUAAAGUCCCAGAGUAUGAAUUCACAGAUGAUCCACAAGACAUUCCUCGCACUCCUAAAAACGAUGCUCCCAAUCGGUUCUGGGCAUCAGUUGAGCCAUAUUGUGCUGAUAUCACAAAUGAAGAAAUUCGAUUACUUGAGGAACUUUUGAAACCUCCAGAGGAUGAAGCUGAGUAUUUCAAAAUUCCAGCACUGGGGAAACACUACUCUCAGCGAUGGGCUCAGGAGGAUUUAUUGGAAGAGCAGAGGGAAGGAGCACGAGCCAACGACAAGAAGAAGAAUCUAAUGGGAGGGCCGUUGUCAGAGCUGGAUGCAAAAGAAAAGCACAACUCCAGAGUUUCCAACCUAAAACAGGAUGUGGAGACUCUGCUGAAAAAGUCAGAAGCUCAACAUGAAUCUCCAGAAGACGGCUGUCCCUUUGGUCCGCUCACACAGCGUCUGCUCCAGGCCCUCGUAGAGGAGAACAUUAUAUCCCCCAUGGAGGAUUCUCCUAUACCAGAUAUUUCAGGGAAGGAUGCUAAUGAUGGUGCUGGAACUUCCCCUCGAAGCCAAGGAAAAGCUUUCAGCGUUCCUCACACUCGUUCACUGGAGGCAAGGAUUAAAGAGGAGUUGGUAGCUCAAGGGCUGCUGGACUCUGAGGAGAGACCUGGACCCGGAGGAGACUCAGAGGAUGAGGUCUUGGCUGAGCUCCAGAAGAGACAGGCAGAACUCAAAGCCUUGAGUGCCCACAACAGAGCCCGCAAGCAGGAGCUGCUCCGGUUGGCGAAGGAGGAGAUGCGAAAGCAGGAACUGAGGCAGCGAGUCCGUGUGUCUGACAACGAAGUCAUGGAAGGAUUUCGUCGAAUCAUGGCAGCCAGGCAGAAGAAACGUACUCCAACCAAAAAGGAGAAGGACCAAGCCUGGAAAGCGCUGAAGGAGAGAGAGAGCAUCCUGAAGCUACUGGAUGGAUAGAGGAAGCAACAGGUUGAGUGGAGAGAACAGAUUUGACUGGAGUCACCAUUUUCUGACAGAAUGAGGCAAACUGGACAUUUGUAACAUCUGCAGUAGAGGAUGGUACCGUUUACUGCAGGCCUGUGUUAUUUGAGUAGAGACAUUUCUGUAGUGUUUAUGUCACGUACAGCAGCAAACUCAUUUCAUUGGUAACACAGAGUACACAUCAGAGACCUUUUCACCUUUUGUUGUAUUUCUUUCCUUUGUUGGUUUAAUUUUUAUGUUGCUUUUUUAUUUUGUUUAUCAUUGUAAUAUUUUGGA